CAAAGGUCACAACUGACAAGGCCACCGUCUUUUUCUACUCCGUUGCUGCCAUUCCACCAAAAUCAGGAAUGGAAGCGGCAGAUGAGCGAACUAGUGCCGGACCGCCUCCCAAAACGACACAAGAGCUAGCAGUGGAGGGCCAAAAGCACCUAGAAGAUACUAUAGAGGCGGCCUACCAGAUUCUUUCUUCCAUGAACGACGAGCUCUGCAACCCCGCCUUAUGGUCCACGACCUCUUCUUCUACUACUUCUGCUCCCACUACAGUCACUACCAACGGCCAUUCCUCUCUCACCUCCAACGGCGUACUUAAUAACGGAGAUGCUGCCUCUGAUUCUACUCACCACAUCGAAACGGGUAGCACUGCUGGCGGCAGUGGCAAUGGAGCUCUGGAUGAGGCUCGCCUUCGCUACAAAACCUCUGUCGCAGCCCUUCGCGCUGUUCUCACUGCAAUUCCCGAUUCACUUUCUGCAAAAGCUUUUGAACCAGGUUCAUCUCCCUGUGAUUCGGCGUCCCCAGCCGAUCAAUCUGAACUUGAGAUGUUAGAAGAGCAAGCCUCUAAAUUACGAAAGGUACUUGCGAGCAAGAACAAGCAUGUUAAGCUUCUCAUGGAUCAACAACGAGAUCUCAUUACCGACAUAUCGACAUGGCAAAGCCCUUGCUCCGUCUGAAGUUGUCAGAUAGAUAUCUCUGCCUUGGAAUAGUGUGCCCGAAUAUGGAGGAGGCUUUAGACCCUAUAUCCGCUCGGGUAAAUAAGCUUUUCUUGACAUUACUUUCUUUGUGAAGCUUCAAUAAUUGUUUAUUUUAGUUUCUCAGACAAAUUUUAGGAGAUAACUAGUCUAAUCCUAGAAAAAAAAAAAAUGUAUUGCUUGCUAGUGUUCUCUAUCCGCUCUUCCCCCUACCCCACCUGAGAACGAUGCUCGUGUGGCUGAAUUUCUAUCUUGGAAUGUUUGUUUUUUGGGAUUUUUUAGAUUGUAAAUUCUUCUAUCUUCAAAUGUUUUGUUGCAUUAUGACAUCUGCUUUACCUGGAAAUCUGAAGCACUGAUGGGAAUGUGUUGAA
Molecule: messenger RNA, 1057 nt
Organism: Tripterygium wilfordii
Lineage: Eukaryota; Viridiplantae; Streptophyta; Magnoliopsida; Celastrales; Celastraceae
Product: mediator of RNA polymerase II transcription subunit 30-like
Exons: 3
Coding region: 69-668 (199 amino acids)
Cellular component (GO): mediator complex
Source: RefSeq, a predicted model, not a curated record